CUUGUGCUCUCUGUGCAGUGGAACACUCGUGCCAAGAGAGAGAAGCUGACAGAGUUGAUGUUCGAGCAGUACAACAUUCCUGCCUUCUUCUUAUGCAAGACGGCUGUGCUUACUGCCUUUGCAAAUGGACGCUCCACAGGCCUUGUGCUGGACAGUGGGGCCACCCAUACCACAGCCAUUCCAGUGCAUGACGGCUACGUCCUGCAGCAAGGCAUCGUCAAGUCGCCCCUCGCUGGAGACUUCAUCUCCAUGCAGUGCCGAGAACUCUUUCAGGAGAUGGCCAUUGACAUCAUCCCUCCUUACAUGAUCGCAGCCAAGGAGCCUGUACGGGAGGGAGCCCCCCCAAACUGGAAGAAGAAGGAAAAGCUACCCCAAGUCUCCAAGUCCUGGCAUAACUACAUGUGCAAUGAGGUGAUCCAAGACUUCCAGGCCUCGGUGCUGCAGGUCUCAGACUCACCCUAUGAUGAGCAGGUGGCUGCACAAAUGCCCACAGUUCAUUACGAGAUGCCCAAUGGCUACAACACAGACUAUGGAGCCGAGCGACUCCGCAUCCCCGAGGGCCUGUUUGAUCCUUCCAAUGUCAAGGGCCUGUCAGGAAACACCAUGUUAGGCGUGGGCCACGUGGUGACAACCAGCAUCGGGAUGUGUGACAUUGACAUUCGCCCGGGCCUGUAUGGCAGUGUCAUUGUUACUGGUGGGAACACACUGCUUCAGGGCUUCACCGACAGGCUCAAUCGAGAGCUGUCCCAGAAGACACCACCGAGCAUGAGACUGAAACUGAUCGCCAGCAAUAGCACCAUGGAACGCAAGUUCAGCCCGUGGAUUGGGGGUUCCAUCUUGGCCUCAUUGGGCACUUUCCAGCAGAUGUGGAUCUCCAAGCAGGAAUACGAGGAGGGCGGGAAGCAGUGCGUGGAGCGGAAGUGCCCCUGAGGGCGCCCCCUCCCCACACACCCGCCUGCCCUUCCACCCUCGGCGUUUGGGGAGACGGACGUGAGAGGGGUGUUUCCCCAUCUAGGCCUCCGCGAGCGCAGA
Molecule: messenger RNA, 1032 nt
Organism: Castor canadensis (American beaver)
Lineage: Eukaryota; Metazoa; Chordata; Mammalia; Rodentia; Castoridae
Source: RefSeq, a predicted model, not a curated record